Molecule: messenger RNA, 444 nt
Organism: Seminavis robusta
Lineage: Eukaryota; Bacillariophyta; Bacillariophyceae; Naviculales; Naviculaceae
Source: the annotation of a GenBank genome assembly
AUGGACGAGUUCAAGAAUCUUGACAGCUUGAAACCUUUCUUCGAUACAGCCUAUGGCUUCGUUGUAUUUGGUAGUGUAGCCAAGGCUGGAGUAGGCGUUGGAGGAGCUGCUGGCAGUGGAACGGUCUAUGUGAACAACAAGAACGGUACCGAGACCUGCGUGGGAAUUUCCAAUUUGGUCCAACUGAGUGUGGGCAUUCAAUUGGGAGGGCAAGUGUUCAGUGAGAUUAUCUUCUUUGAGACAGAGAAGGAUUUCCAAGCCUUCACUGCAGGCAAUUUUGAAUUGGGUGCUGACGCCAGUGUGGUUGUCCUGACGGCUCACGUCAAUGUGGAUCUUCACUAUUCCAAGGGGCUGGCUACUUUCGUCACAAUUCAAGGUGGACUCAUGUAUGAAGUCUCAAUCAGCGGUCAGAAAUUCACGUAUACACCCUCCGUCAAGGGGUAG